CCCAAUGACCAUCAACUGACUGAAGGUUUCCAUUUCAAUCCGUCGUUGAAUUCAUAUGAUUCAGUGGUCUAAAACUAUUCUUAAACACAAAAAAAUAUGAGGACUGACAGGCUUCAUUUCUGGGUACUGUUUUAUUACUUGCUAAACGAUUUUGAUCUGUUUUUGUUCGGACCUUAUCGUGGCAUUUAUUCCGUUGAAGCCGAUGGAGCCGGGAUGAUGGACAAUUCUUCACGUUCACAGAGAAAGCCUGACGAUACUCAAAGGCAAAAAUUGUUAACAGCGCUUCAAUAUGUGGAGAAGAUUCAGAGGCAAAUGUCGAAGAGUUUGAACUGUACGCCUAAUCAAUCUGUUAUCCUCGAUAUCGCUUUUCAGCAUGCUCGAUGGAAGAGCGAAGCCCUGCUUGCCGUAAAAGUAGCAAAUCUCUUGACUUCAUUAUGGCGAGUAAGAAACGCGAAUGGCUCCUCCAUGGCGGAGAAUGACACUUUUCUUUAUAAUCUCGUACGAUCGAACCUUCUUUUUUCGCCUUCCGUUUUCGGCUCCGUCAUUUGCUUUGAAAAAAACCAGUACAGGGACUACGUGAUCUUUUGCCCGUACGCCUUCAGGGACAAAAAAUAUGGUGGUGCUGUCCAUGUUAAAGACAUUUCCGUCGGUCAUAAUUAUUUAACAAGUCCAGAAACCAUUUGGUGGCGGGAGCCACGAGAAAUAAAUUUAAGGCGAUCACCGAAGCUCCGCAAGGACAUAACUGAUAUAUACACUGUUCGACAUAACCAAACUACCGCAGAGCCUGUCCGUAACGUUUCGGUACCAGUUGUAGAAUACGAUGCUGAUGGUUUCUGGACUCGUCCCUACUUCGAUUGCUUUGGCGGAGAAAUCUGGAUGAUCACAUUUUUGGCGCCGUUUUUUAACGAGUCAAAUCAAUUUCUGUGAGUAUUUGUUUCUUUUCUUGUAUGUUAACUUGUCAUGACGUGCUUGCUAUUGCGUUAUACACGUAGUUACGUAUUACAUAGUAGUUAUUCGCCUCAUUUAAGCGCUGGAAGUAUAGAGCAGACUGAUUGUUCGAAAAGACUUAUCAUAUAUUUAUGAAUCGGUUGCAUUGGAGACGGCAAUCAAAGCUAGUACAAAUUUAUUUAGAAAUGAAAAAAAAAACAAAAACAAAAAAACCCCGGAAUUUUGCGUUUUUCUUUAUGGAAGGCAAGAUUGUUGAUAUUGUGCGGUUGUUUUCCUCUUGAGCAAUAUAAUUUUCCGAAGUACCUUGAACUUGAAGAUUUGUUAAAUACCGAAACAUCAUAAAUCAUUUUCAUUUACGAAUGUAAAUUUUGAGGUAGCGCCAUGAAAAUGAAUACAAUAGAUGAAAACCGAAAGAAAAUAAUUACGGUUCGUAUAACUUUUACAUGGUUUUUAGCACGUAUAAUCGUGGAAAAGAUUAGUAUAUUUAUAAUCUUUAGCUUUUGGUGGUGAGUGUGUGGGAAAUGAUUGAUGCGAAAUUACGUGUUUGCAAUGCCAAUCUGUCCACAAAAGUUUGACCAGACCAUUAAAGUUUAAAAAUUUCAUUGAAAAUAAUGGUUCUAUAGAAAAUAAUUUGAAAAGUUCACCAUGCCGUGGGGUAAAUUAAGGUAAAAUGUUGAGCAAAUUUCAGUGGGAAGUUGGACAUAUCUUAUAUAAUCGGCUUAUUAAAAAUCACCCGUUAUGAUCGGUACAAGUGUAAGCGUGUCCAACAGCAAUUUAUAACCCAGUAUUUUAGCAAACAGUUGAUUGAAACCAUCGUUAACAAGAACGAACCGCAAUGCAUGUUGCUGUCUUUAAAUCCUCAAAAGCUGUCUCAUUAUCUUACAGCUGUUAAGACAUACUUGUUCAAUAGCGACAGGCCUAAGAGGUUUUGGUUUACUUUGUCAAAAGAAGAUCAAAGCCAAUUUUUCUUUUUUUCCUACGCAUUUAUUUUAAUUUUUUUUCCUCUGUUCAUUAACUAGGCAUCGCUGUUUCGUAUCGUAUCGUAUCAAGUUAAAACGCGUUUAUUUCUAUAUUAGAGCCCAAUUUUUCGGCUGAAACAUGGUCUUUACUGGUAUGAAACACCACUGGAAUACAGUCAUCAAUACUACCGUGUGAGGAGAGAUCGGGACCAUAUUUCCCUGCCGAUUCGGUUUUCCUAGUUAAGUCAGGAUAUUAGAUAAAGCCAGCUUAUCUAGGAAAUCCUGGGAAGGUAUAUGAAUUAUAAUUGGUCAUCGAACGGGCACAGAAACUUGAUAACAUGGUGGACGCUAACUAAUUACCUUCACUAACUAACUACAUUUGGCCGUAGGCAGAAAACGAGCGGCACGAAAGAGCGAAUUAAAUUUCCGUAGUCCAGAAAAUAAAAGAAAAGAAAAAAGAAAAAGAAAGAAAGAAAGAAAGAAAGAAAAAAAGAAAGAAAGAGGAAAGUGGGACGUUUUAACUCUCUGUAUCUUUACUAUCAAAUAGAAGAAGAAGUAUUUGAGGGUGCCAGUCGCCUUCGGUUUUCAUAAAUAAUAUUUUAGAGUGGUUUUUGACAUUGCUAUCAUUGAAUCGUUCCCGCUUGGGUAAUAUCAGUAGGUACGGUAAAAUUAAGAACCCGCUUAUUUCCAUACCAUUUAUUCUACAGUUACGGCAUGGAAAACAGGUUGCCCUCAUUAAGAAUUUUUUUUUUUUCAACAUUUCUUUUCCUUUUCGCUCUUUUUAAUCCUCGCAAUCUAAUUAUUUCUGCUUUUAAACGCGUUCCGAGUUUGAUUUUCUCCUUCAAAAUCAGCGUCUGGCUAACUUGAAGAAUCAUGGGAAAAUUAAGUUCUACCUGUCUCGUUUUAUACCGUUUCCAACCUAUGCCUUCACUCGUGUCUUUUAUUUGUACAGUGGACUUGGAUUUUCCAUUAGCCUCUCUCGAUGAGUUUUAAUGCUCUUAAAGCAAUUAUUGCAUUACACUAACAGCAAGGUCAUAUUUAUUUGCGAAGAGUCUUCGCCAAUGAAUAUGAUGUUAAAUCAAUAGAGUGUGCGUAUUUUUAUGCUGAAACCCAUCUGCUUUAUAAUUAUGCACAGCGAACCCUUAAAGCGGAAAGCUUAUCUAUUAUUUUGCGCCCCAUACUGCGGACUUUUUAAAAGACAGCUUUUGAGGUGGGUAUAGGGGUGAGGACAUAUUAGGAAGUGAGGGGAAGGGGGGGGGGUAAUAGAUCAAGGAAUACGGUAUUUGAAAGUUACAUGAACGUGCAAGCAAAUGUUAUCAGGAAAAGUCGUUUUUACUAGAUUGGUCUGUGGUUAGCUACAAUUAGCGAGAUUAUCUUCCGGCUUAAAGCUUUAAAGCGAUAAAACUUAAAUCCCAUCAUCUCUGUGAUGGUUUUGAACGUUGUAAGAGUAGAUGACCACUACGUUCUACUUUCAAGACCUUUGACCUCUGAGCAAACGUACUGAUUGCUUGCGAAAACUUGUUUCAAAACCCCAUUUCCGUUCAGUACAGCUAAACGUUUCAGUAGGUGGAAAGACGAUUUCAGUUUUUAAAAGGAGUGAGACAUAAAUACCCAUGGUGCUGAAUACUGUUGUGUGCUGUUGUGUGUUGUGUUUCAAUGAUGAUAAUGAUAAUCAUACUACCACUACUGCUGCUGCUACUACUACUACUAGAUGGUGAUGGUGAUGGUGAUGGUGAUGGUGAUGGUGAUGGUGAUGGUGAUGGUGAUGGUGAUGGUGAUGGUGAUGGUGAUGGUGAUGGUGAUGGUGAUGGUGAUGGUGAUGGUGUACCACUACCACUACUACUACUAACACUACUACUUCUACUACUAGUACUACUACCACUACCACUAUCACUACCACUUCUACCACCUUCACUACCAUCCGUACAUUUCUCUCAUCUGGAAAUAUGAGACGAUUUGUAAUGUGGAAUUCUUUAAAUUCUCCCUGACCAUCCUAGUUGUAAUACACAUUCUUUUUUCAGCAAAUGUCAGAACCAAACCUCGGCCGUGCCUUUAAUUUGAUUCCCAAUCUCAUUUUACUUUCUAAUUUUUUCACGUUCAAUCUUUAUGUUUUUUAAUUUACUUGUUUAUUUAUCUAUUUAUUUAUUUAUUUAUUACUUAUUUCAGGGGUGUAGUGAGUAUAGACGUUGAGCUGAGCAGUAUUGAUAUAAAUCAGUGCGAUGCUCAAGAUUCUACGGAAGAAAUUGGUGGCGGAAAAAAUGGGAAAAGUGACAGAACAGGAAGUACAGAUUCGGUGAAGCUACUUGAGUUCAUGGGCACGCACAAGUGCAAGAAGUCGACAAAGGUAAUAACAAAUCCCCUCCAAAAAUGACGACUGUUUCAUAUUAUCUUGGUUACAUUUUAAGCAAGAUGCAUUAUAAAAUAAGGUCUUCUUCAGGUCUCAGUGUCUAGAUGGGGCAUAGCCUGAAAAAACAGCCGUCGACAUUCCGCGACACCACUACUGCAUGGUUUCCCUACGAAAUGACGCCUGAGAAACAAGCGCAGAAAUGCCAUACUGAUAACCCGUCACUACCCAGAUCUGGGUAGUAUUUCUGGUUGGUUGCACAGAGUGAGAAAUUUGCUUCAACCAAUCAGAUGCACUAGCCAGAUCUAGGCAGUGAUUCGUCAUCUGUAUGGAAUUUCUACGCUCGUUUCUCAGACGUCGUCUCGCGGGGAAACUAGUGGUGGCGUCAAGAAAUGUCGGCUAUUUUCCCAGGAUAGAUAUGGCAGUACGACAGCUUAUUUCUGUUAUUUGCUUAUUGGUGUCGUUUCUUCGUUUCUUCCUUUUGUUUUCUUUCAACCGCAAAUUCCAAUUACAGUUGACUCCCGAUAACUCGAACCCUCCCUAACUCGAACCUCGCGCUAACUCGAAACAAAAUCGAUUUCCCCUGGAUUUACGUCAUAUAUUUACUGUGAUUUUACCCUCGGUAACUCGAACCCUCGAUAACUCGAAACUUCCGCUAACUCGAAGUAAUUUUUGUUUCCCCUAAGAUCAUUUCUAUAUAAUUCUACCCUCGAUAACUCGAACCAUGUUUUGAGCCCUUAAAAAGUCGGGAAAAAACAGUGUACUGGCGUCCGAAACAUUGAAUUUUGAAUUUCCCACUGACGUGUUGUAGGCAUAUAGUUUACUGGUGGAUCGAAAGUAGAGGCUGAUGUUGUUUGCCACAAAUCUAACGUGAAAUAGCUUUACUUCUCAAAAAGUAAAAUGCGUGCUCUAUUUAGGCAACGUUUUGUUACUUUGCGUUCUGAUUAAUAAUCUAAAAAUAUCUUUCAAUUUUCACUCAACAUUUCUACAAUUAAAUGUGAUUGAAAUGCUCACUGUGCAGUAAAAACUGCUUUUUCCUUACUCCCGGCUAUUUUCUUCGAGCUCCCGAUAACUCGAACUCCCGAUAACUCGAACCCUUUUCGAUUUCCCUUGAAGGUUCGAGUUAUCGGGAGUCGACUGUAGUCAGUUUCGAGUGUCGACGACGUUACCCUUCACUUGCAGGUAGCUGAAGAACAGCCACUUACAAAGUACUUUGAAUUGUUUGAUAAUGCAGGAGGUAGCGUGUCCGAGUGAUAAGAGCUCUGGACCCGCAGAUCCUGAGUUCGAGUCCUAGGCCAAGCUUGUAAAAUACCCAGCUGGUUUGCCUCUUGCCUGUUGUGAUACUUAAUCUUGUUAUGUUGCAUUUGAAUUAUUUCUUUUAUUGAUUUCCUCGGUCUCAUUAGCCUUUGUUGCCUUUGUUUUCAUGUGCUGUUUACAUUUUCAAAUAAAGAUGAAAAUAACACAAAAAACGUCUAUAACGCUUUGAUAACAGUGGAAAAAGCUCAAUUUGAAUUCGCCCGGCUCCCCGCAUUUGUAAAUCGCGUAUUGAACUAGAAGUGGUAUGAUUACCUAUGCAAAAAGGACGCGGUACAAUUUUCUUUGUUGUGUUUCAGUGCGAACCGAUCCCCAAUAACGGAUUCAAACGAGGUAGUUAUCGUUGCACCUGCAAACCAGGAUUUUAUUUCCCAGACAUCAACGCAAACCUGAAAGCUUUCAACGGCAGCAUUAUCGAAGAAGAGUAUGACAAAAAGAUGAAAGGACUCCAGACAGACUACGAUGACAAGUUUAAUUGCAUUCCAUGCAGUGAGGGUUGUGAGGAAUGUACGGACGGCAGCCCUUGUAUUUACAAGGGACAAAUAAUUCCUCGGAUAGUCCUUAUCAGUGUCAAUGGCUUAGCUGCCAUGAUGGCUAUUAUGAUCGGAGUUAUGGUAUUCUACCUCCGGGACAGUAAAGUAAGUAAUAGCUGAUCGGUUCGUUCGUUUUUAAAUUCAGACGGCAGGUCAAGGUAUUUCAAUGAUAUUUCCUAGUUUGGCUAGCUAAUUAUGUCCCAACUAAAAAAGGAUUUUAUUUAUGUUUAGAGAUAUAAGGCUUUGAUAGAUUGUGCCAGCAUGUUUUUUGGCAUAAUUCGGUCAUCACAAGCAUAAUUUUCACCAGUUUCCUGAAAAAAGCACUGCUAACAUAAUUUUCACUUUUGUUUGGUCUUGCAGCACAAAAUUGUCAUUCAUUGAUCAAGCAACCAAUUUGUUUGGCCCGAGAUUAAUGUUACAGGCCAAUUUAAGUAACAAAAUCAUUAUUUUGUCUGCUUAUUGUCUGUUUAUUCAUGGGACCUGGAUCUCACAGGAAGUGACCCAGGAUUCUUUCUACAGGACUCGGCGCAUGCACAUAACUAGCUCGGUUACCCAAGAUGGCGUCCAAGUGCUAGUUGUUACCGAUUGUUAAUUGUUUGAGUUUUUAUAGUUGUCUGACAAAGAAUUAUGCAUUCUUAAAGUUUCUUGAUGUAAAUAGGGUAAAUGUGUUUGCCAUUUACUUGUUUGCUGCAUAGUUAUUGAGGUGUUUCAAGCAAAUUUAAACUAAACAAGGAUAAUUUCAGCAGUUGUCACUAAAAUGAGCAUAAUUUACAAAAACUAGCAUAAUUAUUGGCAUGAAUAUACGAGUACUUCUAGUAGCAUAUUGUGCUACUUUUGCGAGCACAGUCUAUCAAUUAAGCCUUUUUAGAAAUCACUUCAUAAUAAUGAAUAAUUAUACCGGAGCACCAUGGUAAUAAAAUUUGUUUACCUAUGCAUCCAAGAAAUUUUCGUUGUGAAAAAAUCGUGUGAACGUAUGUCCGUCCGUUCGUCUGUCCGUCCAUAUGUUAGCGGAAUGUGAUAUGUCACACUUUCGCUUUGGGGUCCAAGGAAUAUGCAAUCUGCUAAUCUUAAUCCUGGGUAUCUAUGUCAAUUGAGAAUGGUCCAAAAAGGGUAUCCGCAAACCAUUGUUACAUAACUGUAUCGCGGGCUUAGGUGUGGACGUGAUUUUUUUUUAAGGUUCUCCGUUCACCAGUUAUGUUUUCAAUUAAUCGCAGGCUCAGGUUCAUUUUUUUUUUAAGGAGUUUAGUUCGCUUCUUGCUUAUGGCAAAAGCUGAAUUACUGCAGAAAGAGAUUUCUUAAAAGAUCCCUCGAUAGCUUCGCUUUUGGCCUUGGCUAAAUCUUUACAUUAGUUAUUCUUCUCUCGGUCAGGUAUUUGAUGUGGCAAGUCCUGUUUUUCUGGAAAUUCUUCUUCUCGGUUCUGUUUUCAUGUAUUCAUCGGUAAGUCGUGCGACUUUCAUUGUUUUUCUCUUUGUUUCGUUCUGCAUUACUCUCAUAUUAAUUUUUUUUUUACCAAUGAUUCAAACUUUCUGCUUUAGUUGGCGGCAGCUUAUGUUGGGCCCUCCUCUUUGACCUGUACGAUAGAAAUUUGGUUGUACCAGUGUGGAUUCUUUGUUGUUUAUGGAACCAUCGUUUUGAAAAUUUGGAGGUAAGGCUCAUGAUCAUGCACUCGACAAUUUCGUUAAUGUUUUUCUGUUACUGCUACAAGGAAAAUCUAUUGUUGUGUUUACACACCCCUUCUUAAGAAAAAAAAAGUAACAAAGGCAAAAAUGAUGAUAAUAAUAAUACUACCCUGUACAUGACGUUGUCUUCCUUCGUUCCGAAAAUCGACGAGCACGCUGUUACAAAUUAUGUGUGAUACAGUCAGUUCUCUGUAGCUUUAAUUCUUCACUCCAUGGAAAGUAGAUUUCUUCACAUGUUCAUAUUUUAGAAUUCUGUACUGUGUUCUACACUUAAAGGAUUCAUCGACAUCUAUUCGCGUAAAAAAUUCGAUGAUCUACAGUCAAUCUACACACCCGAUCAGCUCCACGACUCCGAACGACUACACAGUUCCAAGACUCUUGCACAAAGUUCAGUUCUCAGAUCACGUGACGAGUUUUCCGCCACAAUGAAACACACGCGAGCGAAACACACGCGAGCGAAGCGGGCGCGCCUGGGCGAGCGCGGAGCGUCGCACCCCCUUUACGCUAGUGGUUAAAAAUCCACCGCGGUUUUUAUUUUCAUACGCUCACUCGACGAUCUCUAUAAGAGAAAAUAUAGGGUCUGUGAACAGGCCAUAAUAAUACUCUCCAUCAAGUAUACUUCUACUUAUUUAUUACCCUAUUCCUUAGGAAUGGGCUCGUUUAUUACGUUGUAUUAUAAAAUAAAGUUAAAGGAGAUGAUUUAUAAUAAAGUCGCUCCCUGACGAGGUCGUUGCGAGUUCAAUUACAUUCUUUAAAAUUCUUUGCGGGUUUUUCUUCUCCCGGUCGAGAUUUUUAAUCCACGUUACGACGGCAGCGGAUCGUGUUCGUUUUCAUUUGAUAGAGCAGCUGACUGGAUUUCCAUUUUUUUGCAUUUUUUUGCAUUUUGUUGUUGUGUUGUUGGUUCAUUUUAAAACCUUUUAUUUUCUCUCAGAGUAUCAGCUUCUUUCCGUGUCCGUUCUCCAAGGCGAGUUGAGGUGACGGAAGGCAUGAUGGCUGGCCGUUUGAUUAUCUUGUUCUCUUGCCUUGUUAUUUACCUACUCGUAUGGACUUUGCUAAUGCCUCCUCACGUCAUUACCAAUACAAGUGUGCUGAGAUUCAAACAGUGCUCUCUAGGUGACAUGAAUUACGUUAACUUUUGCGGUGAGUUCAAAAUACAGAUUAAAGACGUAUUGCUGACGACAAAAACGAAUCAGCGACCCUCUCAGAUUAAAAGAUAAAAUAGUUAUUAAAUAACGUUUUUGUCCGCCAAGGCUGAUAAUACGUACCCUGACCUUGAUUGUUCCAGAUAUUACAAAACCCUUAUCUAAUAAUUGCUUUAUUAUACAAUGCAAUUGUUUUGUUAUACAAAAUGAAAUAAUGACAAAAGCACCGUCGCACGGAACACAAUUUGAAAUUGAUCUUGGAGUCAUACAUUGCAAGCAACCUGUUGCUAAGUUAAUUAUCUGGUAGCAGAUAACUGACUAAUGUGUAGGUAAUGUGCUGUUAUUCAAAAUUAGUUGUAAGCUCUUAGUCAAUGACGAGACACAUAGACAUACUUGUAUUCGUGAGAGGACAUAGUUUAUCUCGUGUUUUUGCUUUGUUUGUUUGUUUGUUUGUUUUUUUUUUAUCUUUUCCCGAAGUUUUAAACAAAUUAUGACCUCCUCUCCACUGUAGUUAUUUUCCUCUUUGACCUUGCUAUGUUUACUCGUAUUAUUAGUUUCCUUUUCUCCAGAGCACUGAGAAAACAGCUGACAUUUAACCACGCCUCCACAGGUUUUCCCGCGGAAUGACGUCUGAGAAACGGGCGCACAAAUUCCAUACUGCUGACGCGUCUAUCCAGAUCUGGGUUGUAACGCGUUUAUCAAUAUGGAACUUCUGUGGUCGUUUCUCAGACGUUAUUUCGUGGGGAAACCAGUAAAGGCGUCGCGAAAUGUCGGCUGUUUUCUCAGGCUACAUGGCAACUAUGUUUUACUUCACCAGUGACUGCGCGCUUUUCAUAAAAAAAAACAAAUGAAUACAUAUGGGCUAGACACUUAGUACAUGUACAUUUAUCAAUGUUAUACUUCCCCUAUUUAAUUGUAUAUUUUUAAUCAUUCAUACUAUCCAGGUAAUUUUAUUCUUUUGGCGGUUGCCUUGUUUCUUUGUGUCCGCGUUCGCAAUGCACCAUCGGCCUACAACGAAACAAGAUUUACCACUUGGGCUGUCUAUAACGCCAUGUUCGUCACGUGCUUUGUUGCUGUAUUAAGGUAAGUUAAAAGUGGUUGAAAUUGUUCAGUGCCUCUCCUUAGAAAUGAUAAAAACCUCUAUUUAUGCCUGUCAGACAUGUAAUUGAAACACCUUUUGUUUCAGAAUUCUUACUGCGAACAACACCAAUUCCGACAUUCUGUUCGCCACAAAGUUUAUACUGAUUCAGAUGACAGCUACAGUCACGUUGCUGUUAUUGUUUAUACCGAAGGUAACUGAUUUUAAAGUGUGUUUGUUUGUUUGUUUGUUUGUUUUUGUCCUGAUUGUUGAAUAAGGCCUCCUUCGUUUUUGUCUCCGGUUAAGCCUUCCAUCCACAUGAAACAAAUCAAACCUAGUACUUGGGUGCCGGCACCGUGCCCGAAUUCUAGCAUGGGUGCUUGAAAAAGGGGAGUGUUCACAGUAGUGUCCAGCGAAUACUGUACUUGUGCACCGUGCCCGGACACCUAGUGUGAACGCUGUCCAAUAUUUCCAUUGUAACCCCCCUCGGCUGCUGAGGCAACUGGCAUGCAACAAGGAUAAAAACUGAGGUUUUUAACCUACACCAGCGUAGGUGAGUUGGUCAGGAAUGUUGACUGUGGUUCUGGAGUAUCCGUAAUGAAAUUGUCCACGUGUCAGAUCUGGCGAUCAUAUUUGUACUCGAGUAGAGUAGAACAAUUUGAAAACGCUGCUGAAAUUAAGUAAAAAAGACAACUCAUAGUUACAUAUCGUACUGGCCCGGGUUUUUUAAAAUUUGGAUAGCGCUAUCCACCGGAUAAAUUACUAUCCAGCGGAUAACUAUUAGCGAAACCAGUUGCGCUAUUCAGUGGAUAGAGAUUUAUCCAGUGGAUAAUGUUAGUGUGGACAGGGCCUAAGGCACUCAAAUAAACAAGUAUGAGAAAUUAAAAAAUCGUUAAGGUUUUGCUAAGUGGCAGUUUUUUUUAUUAAUUCGUUAAUAGCUUGUCUUACUACGUAAAAUGCGAGGGAAGGAGUUCAGCCGUCGUUUAACUGAAAUCAGUCAUGAACCAAGAAGCUCAAUCCAGACCUCCAACGGAAGUUAUUUACAUGAUGUAUCAUCACUGGAAAGAGAAAACGAGGAUUUAAAGGUAGUUUUUGUUUAGAACGUUUUCUCUUUUAUUUAGAAUUGCCUCACCCUGCUAACAAUGCCUUUCUUUUACUUGUUCGAUUUGGUGUACUCGAGAAGGAGUCUGCAUGAAUCGGGUAAAAUCUUUGUUGAGCAUGCGCGGCAUGUUGUUAGGAUAUAGUUUCAAACCCAGGCCUAGUAGCCGUUUGCUUGAUAUACCGGGCUCAGUCAUGGCCAUCGGUUUAUCAAUAAAUGGAUGCUCAUACUCGGAAAACCAUUAUGACGAGAGAGAAGAAGGUCAACUAGUCCCGAAAUUCGAGCUGCGGUGACUUAAUAGCCUUGACGUGAUUCUGAAAGAUCCUCCUUUUCUUCUUCUCAUUUGUAAGGCUGCGAUUCUUUAGAAUAUCCAAAAAUACCAUUCACAUUAUAGUCAAUAGGAUUAUAAACAAUUACCCAUUGAUAGCUUGGCUUCACGUUGACAAUCAUUAUUCCUCACGCAAUCCAAACUUAGUAAUCCAUCACGCAAUUAUCUAGUUUGUAAUGAAAAUGUAAUGUAUGUAUUUUGUUUGUUUGUUUGUUUGUUUUUUUUCACAGGAGGAAGUUAAGAGACUAGCCAACAAAGUUGCCAAUCUGCAGUCUCGUCUCAUGAAGGACAAAAAUAAGCACAUAAAGAGCACUAGCAAUAGUCUUUCUCGAAUUCGUUCCUCGACGAACGAUGAACAUUGUGACGAUCACACACAGAAAAAAAUGUCUUCGUCACCAUUUUCUAGUUUCCUGAACUCGCGAGUAUGAAUGUUUUUCUUAUGUUGUGUUCACACAGUGGCUUAACGUGUAUUGCCUUAAUAUCAAACACCUUUCACUCUGAAAUGGGUUCACACGAGAGAUCGCUCGUUCCCAGACGCCACUUUCCCCCUGUUAAGUGAAGAGAGCCCCUAAGGUUUUCUCCUUAACAGAGGCUCCUUUGUGCCAGUAGGAGAAUGGGGAGAGGAAUGAGGAGAGGGUAAAAAUAGGUUCCGCAUGCAACACUCAGAUGUUUAUUCUGUCUUUCAUGGGCUGUUGAAUAACUAGCUUUUAUUUGAGUUUCUGCCUGUUUCUUGCUUUUGUUUUUGUUCUUGUUUUGUUUUGUUUUGUGUUAUGUUUGCAAACCUGUUUUGUGUCUGAUGUGAGCACAACAUGAAUAUUCGAUAAAACUACAGUUUUAAUAUGAAUUAAAAAGUGUAAAAUAAUGUUAAGUAAACUCGAAAAAUCGGUGGUUUUGUAAUUAUUUGAAGACCUACGAAUUACGUGCUGUCUAAAAUCAUUUUCCCCAUGCAACCUCUCAAAAAAAUUCGCCAUGCCUACGUUAUUGAAAUUCUAGGGACAACAAAUGAGCUUGAAUAAUCGCGUCCUCGUGUUAUUUUAAUCUGUUUUAGCUGUAUGUUCCUAGUUCGACCGUUGAGGACUGAAUGAUUUAUUUUGAAUAUUUAAAUGUUCUUAUUCAAGUUACAUAAUGUGAAUACCCUACAUUCCAUAAAUAUUUCGGAGAAUUCCCGCCCAAACGCAGGCGUUUUUAAAAAUCAAAGUAUCUGC
Molecule: messenger RNA, 12629 nt
Organism: Porites evermanni
Lineage: Eukaryota; Metazoa; Cnidaria; Anthozoa; Scleractinia; Poritidae
Source: the annotation of a GenBank genome assembly